AUGAAUGACAAAUCUUGGUUACCUCCAAGUAAUACUUCUAACGAUAAUAAUUGGAAACAACCUUCGACCACCGAUGAAGGUUGGCUACCUUCAAGUAGUGCUUCUAAUGAUGAUAAUUGGAAACAACCUUCGACCACCGAUGAGGGUUGGGGACGACCACGAGUUCCUACUGAAAACAAUUGGCCACAAACUUCAACUUAUUAUGAUAAUUGGGGCACACAGGGUGUGCAAACGCAAGCUAAAGAUGAUUGGGCAAAUAAGCAAGAAUCUAUUUCUACUGAAGAUGUAAUAGAACCUGAAUUAGAAAUUAAUUGGGAAGAUAAGCAGGCUUCUGCUGAUGAUGAUGAAGUAAUUGAAAGGACGCUUACUCCUCCUCAAGAUCAAGAUGAUAAUCGCGUGAUAAAACAAGUUCCCCUGUCUGAUGAUGACGAAUGGAUAACAAGUGAUCAACCGUCUUCAUCACAGGAUCGUGAAAAUGAUUCUACUAUAAAACAAGCUCCCACUCCCGAAGAAGAAGUCGAAUGGGUGACAAGUAACCCACCAACCUCGGUUCAUGAUCGUGAUGAUCAAUGGAAGAAACCACCUUUUCAUUACGAAAAUAAUGGUUGGAAUAGAAAGAGGUCAUCUCCUUCUGAAGACAUUCGUAUACAUAAAAGAUCUGAUAUGUUUAAAGAUACGUGGGGUGGUAAAGGCCGUUCUGAGGGCUCAUGGGAAGUCAAGAAAAAUGAUGCAAAUGAUAGUUCUUUGAAGUUUACUACGACCACACGUGCCAGAUCUGUUGAUCAACACUCAAAAAUUAUUUCCAAUAAUUCAAACGAUCCAAUGGAGAUGGAAUCCGAUGAUUUAUCUACUCUUGCUAUGCAGGAGGUAAUUCAUAACUCUUUCACAACGUUACAAAUUAAAAAACAUAAUGAGCGUAACCAGAUGGAGGAAUUUGACCUAAAUGAUAAUUUAAAUUCGGUCCCUCCCGAAAUUCUUCAAAAGACUGUUCGAACUUACAUUCAACACCCGGCACAAG
Racocetra persica is the source of this 1018-nucleotide messenger RNA. NCBI's taxonomy places the organism in Eukaryota, Fungi, Glomeromycota, Glomeromycetes, Diversisporales, Gigasporaceae. The record is from the annotation of a GenBank genome assembly.